Messenger RNA from Dovyalis caffra, 297 nucleotides. The record is from the annotation of a GenBank genome assembly. NCBI's taxonomy places the organism in Eukaryota, Viridiplantae, Streptophyta, Magnoliopsida, Malpighiales, Salicaceae.
AUGUUCAUUGCUUUCUUGGCAUGCAGCAGCUUGGACUGCUACGAGGCCGAGGCACGACCAUUGGCCUCAAUCUCAACCCUUAUGGCUCGCUUAAAAUUGGAAGGAGAGUCACCAAAUUGCUGGGACUCUUUGGUGCAACUACAAGCAUGUUCUGGGGAGAUUAUUCUUUUCUUCCUUAAUGAGGGCCAAAUUCUUGAAGGCUACUGCGAGCAAGCUGCCGAUUCCACUACUCCAUCACCAUCAGCACCAUCUGUAGUGCCUCUUAAGGUUGUUCCAAACCAGACUUUGGUUCCCUGA